CUUGGGGCGCCUGUCCUCCCCACAACUUCCACAGCUGCCUGAUGAGCCAGUGUCACUCCAGGAUGCUCCAGGGGGUCUUUUCCAGAUGCCCCCUGGAGACCCAUUCCCUGAGCGGGUGACAGUAGUCUGGUUAUCAGUGCUGGCCCUCGCCUUCGCUUUGGUUUGUGAACCUCAAGAGAAUCUAUCAUUGCAGGAGGAUGCAAUCAGGCAGGGGCUGGGAAGUCUCCAUGGCAUUCCCCUCUUCAAGAGCUUCAUUGAGGGCUGGCCACAGGUGAAGGCUUUCCAAGCCCGUCCAGAUGACUUGCUCAUCUCCACCUACCCCAAAUCAGGCACAACAUGGCUGAGUGAAAUCAUGGACAUGAUCUACCACGAUGGCAACGUGGAGAAGUGCCGACGGGAUGCCAUCUACAACCGUGUGCCCUUCCUGGAAAUGAAGGUCUUCAAGGGUCCGAGUGGUGUUGAGCAGCUGGAGAACACCCCAUCCCCACGGCUUGUAAAGACCCAUCUCCCGGUCCAGCUCCUCCCAACCUCCUUCUGGGAGAAGGACUGUAAGAUUAUCUAUAUGGCCCGCAACCCCAAGGAUGUUGUCAUCUCAUACUACUACUUCCACCUGAUGGCCAAGGUACACCCUGACCCUGGCACGAUGGCUGAGUUCUUGGAGAACUUCAUGGCUGGCAAAGUGGCCUACGGGUCCUGGUACGACCAUGUGCGUGGAUGGUGGGAGAAGAAGCAGGAGAAGAAGAUACUCUACCUCUUCUAUGAGGACAUGAAGAAGGACCCACGGCAGGAGGUGCAGAAGAUCUUGCAGUUCCUGGGCAAGGAGUUGGCAGAGGAAACAGUGGAGAGGAUCCUGCACCACACCUCCUUCCAGGAGAUGAAGAAGAACCCUGCUGCCAACUAUGAGACCAUGGCCUUCACGCUGAUGGAUCACAGCCUCUCCCCCUUCCUCCGGAAAGGGAUCACUGGAGACUGGAAGAACCACUUCACUGUGGCCCAGAAUGAGCGCUUUGACCAGCACUACCAGGAGCACAUGGCAGGCUCUGACCUCCACUUCCAGAUGGAGCUGAUCUGCUGGCCCUGCCCAGCUGCCAGCCCUCCUGCCCUUCUCACUCCCUCCCGACUAAGGCAUCUGGGGACCGUCCUCAUCCCCGCUCGCCCCUUCCCUGCACUCCUCCCACCGCAGCACCGGGACCAGGUCGCUCCAGGCUCCAGUCCCAGCGGUGUCCCCCGCCUCCCUGCGCCUCCAUCUUCCAUGCAGGGGAAGGAAAUUAACAAAUCCCGCCCAGUGAGCGGCGGGCAAAGUUUUGCCUCCUCCCUGCCAGAGCACCCGGAAAAGAGGAUGGCUGAUUCGGACACCUACCUGCGGCAGCCCUGGCGCACCGUGCACGGCAUCCCCAUGGUCUGCGCCUUUGCCCACAACUGGGAACGGAUUGACACCUUCCAGAGCCGGCCUGAUGACAUCGUGGUGGUCACCUUCCCCAAAUCUGGCACCACCUGGGUCAGUGAGAUCGUGGACAUGGUCCUGAAAGGCGGUGACCCGGAAAAAUGCAAGCAGGAUGACAUUGUGAACCGGGUGCCCAUGAUGGAGUGUGCUGCCCCUGGGAAGCUCCCAGCAGGCGUAGAGCAGCUGGAGACCAUGCCAUCCCCUCGCAUCAUCAAGACCCACAUCCCAGCUCACAUCUUGCCCAAAUCCUUCUGGGAAAAUGGCUGCAAGAUGAUCUAUGUGGGGCGCAAUGCCAAGGACGUGGCUGUCUCCUACUACCACUUUGAUUUGAUGAACAAGUUCCACCCACAUCCCGGGACAUGGGCCCAGUACCUGGAGGAGUUCAUGGCUGGCACAGUGGCAUACGGUUCCUGGUAUGAUCACGUCAAGGGCUACUGGGAGCGCAGGAAGGAUCACCCCAUUCUCUACCUCUUCUACGAGGACUUGAAGGAGGACCUCCGCCGGGAGAUUGCCAAGGUGGCCCAUUUCCUGGGGCAGAAGCUGUCGGAGGCGGCGCUGGACACCAUCACCCGACACACUUCCUUCGAGUCCAUGCGGGACAACCCUGCCACCAACUACAGCAAGGUGCCCUCCGACCUCAUGGACCACAGCGUGUCCCCCUUCAUGCGCAAAGGCACCACGGGAGACUGGAAGAACCACUUCACCGUGGCCCAGAACGAGCGCUUUGACCAGGACUACGCGCAGAAGAUGUCAGGCACUGACCUGUGCUUCCGCACUCAGAUCUGAGGAGACACCGCCAGACCCCCCCCAAAUCUGCCCCGUGCUGUGAUGGCACUGCUGCCGUUCCUUCCUCUCCCCUGGCACUGCUGGAGAGAAAUAAAAUGUGCUC
Pseudopodoces humilis (Tibetan ground-tit) is the source of this 2333-nucleotide messenger RNA. Its product is annotated as sulfotransferase 1B1-like. Lineage: Eukaryota; Metazoa; Chordata; Aves; Passeriformes; Paridae. Gene Ontology annotation, molecular function: sulfotransferase activity. The record is from RefSeq and is a predicted model, not a curated record.